This is a messenger RNA of Artibeus jamaicensis (Jamaican fruit-eating bat), 1477 nucleotides long. It is a transcript of the gene TAFA5, whose product is annotated as TAFA chemokine like family member 5. Bases 194 to 571 code for a protein of 125 amino acids. The record is from RefSeq and is a predicted model, not a curated record. Gene Ontology annotation, biological process: G protein-coupled receptor signaling pathway. The transcript has 4 exons. Gene Ontology annotation, molecular function: G protein-coupled receptor binding; receptor ligand activity. NCBI's taxonomy places the organism in Eukaryota, Metazoa, Chordata, Mammalia, Chiroptera, Phyllostomidae.
UCCCCUCCCCCUGCCCAAAAAGACGCGGAUCGCCGCCCGGAGAGGCGCCUCCAGUCGCGGCGGAACGCGGCGCCGGCGGCGGAUGGAGGGCGCAAGCGGGCAGCCGCGGCGGCUGCACCCGGCGGGGCGCUGAUGCGGCGCCUGGACCUUCGCUGCGCGACUUCGGGGGCGUCGGCCGAGAGGGCGCUCCGCGAUGCAGCUCCCGAAGGCGCUCUGGGCCCUCGCAGGCGCCGCGCUCUGCUGCUUCCUCGUCCUGGUGAUCCACGCGCAGUUCCUGAAAGAAGGUCAGCUGGCCGCCGGCACCUGUGAGAUUGUGACCCUGGACCGUGACAGCAGCCAGCCCCGGAGAACAAUCGCCCGGCAGACGGCUCGCUGCGCGUGCAGGAGGGGGCAGAUCGCGGGCACCACCCGGGCCCGGCCCGCCUGCGUGGACGCCCGGAUCAUCAGGACCAAGCAGUGGUGUGACAUGCGGCCCUGCCUGGAGGGGGAGGGCUGCGACCUGCUCAUCAACCGGUCGGGCUGGACGUGCACGCAGCCCGGCGGGCGCAUAAAGACCACCACGGUCUCCUGACACGCGCAGCCCAGAGGGGCCCGGGAGGGGCCUCAGCUGCCCAGAGAGGCCGACCCUGGGCGAGGCCCUCCUGCCACGGAUGCUCCCCGCUCUCGGCCCCCCGCCCGCCCUCCGUUGCCCCUCAGCCCGACACGGACAGCCCGCGCCCUGGGCUGCCUGCGCUGAGCCCGUCCAGCUGCAGAAGGAGUCGGCCUGGGAUGCGGGGGGCGCCCCGGGUCCCCGGGAGCCCAGCCUCGCCUGCCCUCCCUGGCUGGACAUUGGCCGCGCCCCCCACGGAGGAGGACGACGCGGACGAACAGGAGGAGGCGGCGGCCGGAGGGGCAGCAGCCGGGAGAGGCCAGGACGGCGCCGGCCCGGGGGACUGACUCGCAGGCGCGGAAGCGGCCUCUCCUCGUGCCCCAGACUGUCCGAAUCACUUUUAUUUUCUUACCCUUUCAGUAUAUACUCGAUAGACCAAAGAGCAAAUCUAUUUUAACCUGGACGUGCCCCCCGCCCGAGUCCCCCGGUCCGACUGGGGGGCACCGGGGCACAGACACGCUGGUGGCACCCGCGGGGCCCAGAGGGCGGCCCCGACAGAGGCCCCCACCCCACGGACACUGCGGUGCGCCCAGGGGGCCGAGCCACGGGAGGACGGCGCCGCCCUGUGGGACGCGGGGUGAUGACCCCGCGCGGAGCCUGCCUGCCGCCCCGGGACACGGCGGCGGGCCUGCGGGCUCCUCUGUACGUAGAUGGACCUGACCGAACUAAACUCGCCGUUUUAACCAGUUAGCCACGCCUCCACGCUCCAUUUCCGAUGGUGGGAUAAUCCGGUGCUCGCCACGCGCAUGUUGGGUCGGUGUCCCGCGACUGCUGUCUCAUCGAUACACCAUUUAGCUCCCGAAAGCCAAUUAAAGGAACCUGAAGUAA